GCAGCUCUCACUCAGAUUAGCCAUGCUCCAACUCCUCGCGCUCCUGCUGCUGCUGAGCACGAGCGGCUCAGCUCUUCACAACGACGCCACAGAGUCAGUCCACGCGCAUCCACCUCACGAGCCCGAAGACGAGCCGGCCGAGAGAGACCUGAACCAGGCGAGGAACGGCGGGAGAGGGCUGGCUGACUCUGUGCGUAACGGCCCGGACCAGAGCCAGGUGGGCUGCAGGGAGCUGAGGUCCACAAAGUACAUCUCUGAUGGCCAGUGUACCAGCGUCAACCCCAUCAAGGAGCUGGUGUGUGCUGGGGAGUGUCUGCCAGCCCACCUGCUGCCCAACUGGAUCGGCGGGGGUGCUGGGGUUUACACUGGGAGGCACUGGAGCCGCCGCGACGCCCAGGAGUGGCGCUGCGUCAUCGACCGGACCAGAACCCAGCGGAUCCGGCUGCAGUGCCAGGACGGCAGCUCCCGGACCUACAAGAUCACCGUGGUAACCUCCUGCAAGUGCAAGCGCUACUCCAGAGAGCAGAAUGACUCGGGACACAAGGACAGGUCCGUCCACAGAGGGAAGGAGAAGAAACUUCAGAGGAAGGCUGGACCGCCUGAGGAGGAACCUGGGGGGCAGACCGAAAACGAACAGAGUUAG
This is a messenger RNA of Trematomus bernacchii (emerald rockcod), 643 nucleotides long. Its product is annotated as sclerostin domain-containing protein 1-like. Gene Ontology annotation, biological process: negative regulation of BMP signaling pathway; negative regulation of Wnt signaling pathway. The record is from RefSeq and is a predicted model, not a curated record. Lineage: Eukaryota; Metazoa; Chordata; Actinopteri; Perciformes; Nototheniidae. Gene Ontology annotation, molecular function: BMP binding. The coding region runs from base 23 to 643 and encodes 206 amino acids. The transcript has 2 exons.